This is a messenger RNA of Galeopterus variegatus (Sunda flying lemur), 1837 nucleotides long. RefSeq names its product guanylate binding protein 5 (gene GBP5). The transcript has 9 exons. The record is from RefSeq and is a predicted model, not a curated record. Gene Ontology annotation, molecular function: GTPase activity; GTP binding. Lineage: Eukaryota; Metazoa; Chordata; Mammalia; Dermoptera; Cynocephalidae. Bases 1 to 1677 code for a protein of 558 amino acids.
AUGACUUCAGAGACCCACAUGCCAGGCCCUGUGUGCCUCAUUGAGAACACAACAGGGCAACUGGUGAUUAAUCGAGAGGCUCUGAAGAUCCUGUCUGCCGUGACGCAGCCUGUGGUGGUGGUGGCUAUUGUGGGCCUCUACCGCACAGGCAAGUCCUACCUGAUGAACAAGCUGGCUGGGCAGAAAAAGGGCUUCUCUGUUGGAUCCACGGUGCAGUCUCACACCAAGGGAAUCUGGAUGUGGUGUGUGCCUCAUCCCAAGAAGCCAGAACACACCCUCGUUCUGCUUGACACAGAGGGCCUGGGAGAUGUAGAGAAGGUUGACAACAAUGAUACCCAGAUCUUUGCACUGGCGCUCCUGCUGAGCAGCACCUUUGUGUACAACACCAUGAACAAAAUUGACCAGGGGGCUAUCGACCGACUGCACCAUGUGACAGAACUGACAGGUCUGCUCAGUGCAAGGACUGCAUCUAAUCUUGAUGGGGUUGAUGAUGCUGCUGACUUUGUGAGCUGCUUUCCAGACUUAGUGUGGACUCUGAGAGAUUUCUACCUAGACCUAGAAAUAAAUGGGCAACUCAUCACAGCAGAUGAAUACAUGGAGAAUUCACUGAGACCAAAACAAGGUAGUGAUCAAAAAAUUGAAAAGUACAAUUUGUCCCGUCUGUGUAUACACAAAUUCUUUCCAAUAAAGAAAUGCUUUAUCUUUGACUCACCCGCUUACCAGAAAAAGCUUGCCCAGCUUGAGGAACUGCAUAAUGAUGAACUGGAUCCUGAAUUUGUGCAACAAGUGGCCAAAUUCUGUUCUUACAUCUUCAGCCAUUCCACGGUCAAGACUCUUCCAGGAGGCAUCAAGGUCAAUGGGCCCCGUCUAGAGAACCUGGUACUGACCUACAUCAAUGCCAUCAACAGUGGGGAGCUGCCGUGCAUGGAGAACGCAGUCCUGACCUUGGUGCAGAUAGAGAACUCAGCUGCGGUACAAAAGGCCAUUGCCCACUAUGACCAGCAGAUGGGCCAGAAGGUGCAGCUGCCCACAGACACCCUCCAGGAGCUGCUGGACCUGUACAGAGCCUGUGUGAGAGAGGCCACUGAAGUCUUCAUAAAGAACUCUUUCAAGGAUGUGGACCAAAGAUUUCGGAAGGAAUUACAGACCAUACUAGAUGCAAAGCAGAAUGAUAUUUGCAGACAGAACUUGGAAGCAUCAUUGGAUCAUUGCUCAACUUUACUGCAGAGUAUUUUUGGUCCUCUACAAGAAGCAGUGAAGCAGGGGGUUUAUUCUAAGCCAGGAGGCCAUAAUCUCUACAUUAAGAAGAUGGAAGAGUUGAAGGCAGAGUACUAUCAGAGGCCUAAGAAAGGAAUACAGGCUGAGGAAGCUCUGCAGAAAUAUUUAAAGUCCAAGGAAUCUGUGAGUGAUGCAAUUCUACAGACAGACCAGGCUCUCACAGCGAGGGAAAGGGAGAUGGAAGAGGCACGUGUGAAAGCAGAGGCUGCACGGGCUGAAGCACAAAGGUUGGAGGAGAUUCAAAGGCAGAACCAGCGAAUGAUGGAGCAGAGGGAGAGAGAGUAUCAGGAACAAGUGAGGCAAAUGCAGAUAAACCAUGCAAACUGGGUGGCAGAGCAACAGAGGGCCCAGCAGCGUCAGCUCCAGGUAUUCAUUGACUGUUUCGACUCAGGAUUUUAAUCAUCUCUUGCCUGUCUGUAAUGAUGACAGCAUAAUAUUGUGGCUCAGUGCAAGGACCCUGCAGCCAGACUGCCUGGGUGUGAAUCCAAGCCCCACCUCUCAGUAAGCAUAUGGUUUAAGCAAGUUAUCUAUCCCCUCUGUGCCUCAUGUUCCUCUUUUG